This is a messenger RNA of Cynara cardunculus var. scolymus (artichoke), 1212 nucleotides long. RefSeq lists its product as uncharacterized. The record is from RefSeq and is a predicted model, not a curated record. NCBI's taxonomy places the organism in Eukaryota, Viridiplantae, Streptophyta, Magnoliopsida, Asterales, Asteraceae. The coding region runs from base 1 to 957 and encodes 318 amino acids. The transcript has 9 exons.
AUGAGGUCCAACGCUGGUGGAUCAUCUGAUGCUGCUACUACUCCUUCUUUUGCUGCUGCUCCAUUAUCUUUGCUUGCGUUCCAACUUCCAACAACGGGUCUAUGGCCUUUGUCCACACAUGAACUGAAUCACCGUCGCAACAUCAAGAGGAAAUACAGUGUCAUCGAGGUAUUUGUUGAAGAUCUUGAUUUGUUUGAGAUGGAAUUGGAUGAUUUUGAACCCUUAUUCGGUGAACCCAACGUAGAGUGGUCAGCUGCCACUGCCAGCCAAGUCACGACUCCCGUCCGUCCAUUCUUGUUCCAAAUUCAUGCUCCCGACUCUUCUAGCCUCGGAGUUAAUGUUACUGACUUUUUCUCAAACAGUUUUGGGGCAGUUCGAUCAAUUCAACAGCUCGAGGAUAUGAGGGAUGAUACUGGCAUUGGUGGUUCCUGGUCUGAGUUUCUGGAAUACCUUGUUAAUUCAAUAAAGUUCGGGGAUGUGAAGCUUGUUUUGGAGGGGCAUCGAAAAUCAGAUGGACCCGAAUCUGCUAGACUAGUUGCUCAGAAGUCAAAAGGAAUGCCUCGAAUCUCUGUGUUUCUGCUUAGGCUUGUUGGCACUGCUGCAAAUGAGGUGAUGGCGAGGCUUUCUCUUGAUCUGUACAAAGCAUUUAAAAGCAGUCACAAACUGCUAGUUCAAGAGCAAGACGGUUGUGACCAAUUGAGAAAAAUGCUUCCAGCUGCUGAACAGGAAAAGAGUGAACAUAUUCAGACACAUGUUGAUUUCCCACUUCAUUCAAAAAGGCACAAGAUUCAUGAUAAAGUAACCUCUUCAUCUGCUACCACCACCUUCCAUGAUGUUUCAGACAAACAAGCUGAUCAGAAUCCAAGCCCAAUGAAAGCGUCUAACCGUGUAGUACCAGCACAUCGCAGAUCAAAAGUAAGAGGGGUUCUCCUACAAGAUACUGAAGAUGAUGAUUAGAUAGAUCUUUGCCUCAAACACAAAACACAAAUAUUGCUUCAUUUCUUUUUCUUUUAUAGAAUCAUGGUUGUGUUUCCUUUUUUAGUUUUAUUUGUUUCUUUGUGCCUAUCUCUUUCUCUUGCUCACACUUUUGCACAAGCCACGUUCUAUCCUUUUGAGGUAGAGGAUAGGAUUGGUUUGCAUAUAUCUCGCUCUCAGGCCUUACUUGCGAGUGGGAUAUACUAGGUUUGUUGUUUCUGGUUUCUUGUUUACUAA